This is a messenger RNA of Beta vulgaris subsp. vulgaris (sugar beet), 1197 nucleotides long. Its product is annotated as zinc finger BED domain-containing protein RICESLEEPER 1. The transcript is spliced from 3 exons. Bases 1 to 1197 code for a protein of 398 amino acids. Gene Ontology annotation, molecular function: DNA binding. NCBI's taxonomy places the organism in Eukaryota, Viridiplantae, Streptophyta, Magnoliopsida, Caryophyllales, Amaranthaceae. The record is from RefSeq and is a predicted model, not a curated record.
AUGACAAGUAAAGAUGACAACAAUAACGGCACUGCUACCUCUAAACCAUCUGCCACAUCGAGUUGUACCCCUACGCCAAAUACAUUAGAUGAUGAUGAGAGUCCAAUUAAUUCAAAUGAUCCUUUGCUUUUACCUCUUACCAGUAGACAUACCUUGGAGGCUUGGAGUCAUUUUAAGAGGAAAAGGGUUGGGGAUGAAAUAAAAGCAGAGUGCAACUAUUGUCUUAAACAACUUGUGGGGGGACCAAAAUCUGGAACAAGUCAUUUGAAGGAGCAUACUAAGAAAUGUCCUAAAAGGAAAUGUUUGGAUCUGCGACAAACAAGGUUGUUUGGCACACAAAAUAACCCUUGUAGUCAGACCGAGACAUUAUCUUUGGCUCCAUAUGAGUUCCUUCAAGAAAAUGGGAGAAAAGAUUUGGCAGAAAUGAUCAUUUUACAUCAAUACCCACUUAGUAAGGUUGAACACUAUGGAUUUAGGAAAUACUCCAGAACCCUUCAACCUGGAUUCAAAGUUCCAUGCCGCAACACAACAAAGAAAGACAAACUCCAAAGAUAUGACAAAGAAAAGGAGAUCAUUAGUGGGUUGCUAAGGAACGCUAAGAGUAGAGUUGCUUUGACUACUGAUAUGUGGACAGCAGACAACCAAAGAAAAGGAUACAUUGCUGUCACCGCUCAUUUCAUAGACAAUGCUUGGAAACUCCAAAGUCGAAUCAUAAGGUUUGUAUAUGUUCCUGCACCUCACACUGCUGAUGUACUUGCUGAAUUUUUAAAAGAGUGCAUUCAGUCAUGGAAUCUUGAUCUUAGGUUAUCUUCUAUAACUGUUGAUAAUUGCACAACUAAUGAUGCUAUGUUGGAAUUAUUGCGUUCUGAGUUUCCAUGGGGAUGGAACUCAACCUAUGAUAUGCUUGUGGUUGCUAGAAGUUAUAGAGAGGUGUUUGUUGUUUUAAGUGCUCGAAAUAAUUUGUACAAAAAUCCACCACUUAGUGAGGAUUGGGAUAGAGUGGAUAAAAUUUGUGAGGUUUUGGAAAUGUUCAAGAAUACUACACUUGAAUUUAGUGUUUCACAUAAUCCCACUGCCAACAUUUAUUUUUCUGUCAUUUGUGAGAUCAAACUUGCUUUAAGAAAUUGGUUAUCUUCUCCUAUUGAUUAUAUGCGGAAAAUGGUGGCAGUGAUGGUUGAAAAAUAUGAUAAGUAUUAA